AUGUCAGGGCUGAGGAUCAGCCUAGACGACUUGGAGAGCGAUAAUGACGACUCCACUCAAAUGAUUCACGAGGUUCUUCGUCUUGGCGAAAUUACGGUCUCUGCAGAGGGACUUACGACAUCGAUGGGCUACAAGUACGGUUUGUCGCCGGACGACGUCAUUGUGAGUGCGACAGGGUUUUUGGGUCAAGGCAGCAGUGGGUCUGUGCGCCGAGCGACACAUCGCAAGACUGGCGAGGCUCUUGCCUUGAAGGAGAUCAAAAUCACCAGCCAGGCACAUCUCCAGGAAAUUAGAAGAGAGUUGGAAACACUUCACCGUGACGGGAACAAUUCCCCGUACCUAGUGGGUUUCUAUGGUGCUUUUUGUCACGAGGGCUCUGUUUUUAUCGCGAUGGAGUGCAUGGAUGGCAGCUUGGCAAGUGUAAGAAAACCAGUACCGACAGGGGUAUUGGCUAGCAUCGCACGCAGUAUUCUUCGUGGUCUCUGGGAUUUGCACAGGAACAGGCACCUCAUCCAUCGUGAUCUUAAGCCCAGUAACAUUUUGUUUAGUCGCGAUGGACGCAUCGAAAUAUCGGAUUUUGGCGUUAGUUCUUUUUUGGAGUGCACCCGUGCUGACGCACACAGCUUCGUGGGGACGCUGACGUACAUGAGUCCUGAACGCUUGAAAGGGGAGUCUUACUCAUUCGCGGCAGAUAUAUGGUCCUUUGGACUCGUUGUUGCUGAGCUCGCGUUGGGCCGAUGCCCGUUCACGGACAAAUUGGCUCGCGCUAAUGCCCCAACGGAGGCCGGGUUUUGGGUGCUGCUGCAGCAUCUUAGUAGCGACGGGCCGGUUAUUGUGUUGCCGUCAACAAUGGACUCAGCACUGGCUGACUUUAUAUCAGCGUGUAUUGAAAAAGAUUCCCAACGUCGUCCUACGUGUGAACAGUUGUUGCAGCAUCCAUUUAUUACCAAUGCGAUAGAAGAUGACGACAGGCGUGUCAUUAGGGAGUGGCUUUUAGUCAUGCCAAUGCAUACAGAAUUUCCUCCCUCCCCAGGGGAACGUGGGCCGUUCCUGACAACGGCCCCGACGGGAGCAACUACAUCCCUAAAUCUCGAUGACGAGCUCAGUAAGCUGAUUGGCAUAUAA
Molecule: messenger RNA, 1125 nt
Organism: Trypanosoma rangeli
Lineage: Eukaryota; Euglenozoa; Kinetoplastea; Trypanosomatida; Trypanosomatidae
Product: protein kinase
Exons: 1
Coding region: 1-1125 (374 amino acids)
Biological process (GO): MAPK cascade; protein phosphorylation
Molecular function (GO): MAP kinase kinase activity; ATP binding
Source: RefSeq, a predicted model, not a curated record